Messenger RNA from Suillus bovinus, 1371 nucleotides. Its product is annotated as pyridine nucleotide disulfide oxidoreductase-like protein. The coding region runs from base 1 to 1371 and encodes 456 amino acids. Gene Ontology annotation, molecular function: (S)-2-hydroxyglutarate dehydrogenase activity; (S)-2-hydroxy-acid oxidase activity. Gene Ontology annotation, cellular component: mitochondrion. Lineage: Eukaryota; Fungi; Basidiomycota; Agaricomycetes; Boletales; Suillaceae. The record is from RefSeq and is a predicted model, not a curated record. The transcript has 5 exons.
AUGGCAGCGAGCAACGUACGAGGGCUGGUAGCUGCGCUAAACUCAACAGGAUGCUUCAAGUACAAGAGUCCAGAUGCAGUGGUAGAUUUCCUGGUCGUAGGCGGAGGUGUUGUAGGCUUGGCUGUCGCCCAGCGGCUCUCCGAACGUUUCCCGACGAAAUCAACAUACCUGGUCGAGAGACAUCCACGUGCUGGUGAAGAGACCAGCUCUCGCAACUCAGAAGUCGUACACGCUGGACUUUACUAUCCUCCACAAUCACUCAAGACCCAGCUAUGUUUGCGAGGCAGGCAUCUCAUGUACGACCGAUGCGACAAAUACAACAUUCCGUACCGAAAAACUGGCAAACUCGUAGUAGCGCACGAGCACCAGCGUGCGUACGUCGAGGGCCUCUUUGCAAAGGCCAGACAACUACCAUGGCCCAAGCACUCGCCACCUCAUCGAGCUGAAGACCAAGUGCUUCCUGUCUCGCUUAUAAGCGGUGCGCAAGCACGAGAGCUUGAACCAGACCUCUCACCAGACAUUACUGCUGCGUUAUGGAGUCCAGAGACAGGCAUUGUCGACUCUCACUCUUUCAUGGAGAGUCUGCAGAAGGAUAUAUUAGAAUCAGAAGGAGGCGAAUUGGUAUUUUCUACUCGGGUCGUUCGUGUGGACCCGUACAAGAAUGAAGAGGCCUCCGGGCUUAGCUCAGAGGAGGGCUGGGUGGUUCAGACUGUCACCGAUAAUGCCGAACAAGGAGAUUCCCUACUCGCUCGAACGUUAAUUAACGCCUCUGGCCUUUCCGCCAAUCUCAUUCCAAAUUCCCUGCUGCCCGAGUCAUCGCGUAUACCCAUGUUCUUCGGUCGGGGCUCAUACGCGGCUUACAGUGGUCCAGGCAUAUCUCAAGUUAAUCGGCUCAUAUACCCGUGCCCUGAAACCGGGCCUAACAAGCACGCUUUCCAAUCGCUCGGAACGCAUCUGACUCUUGACCUACAAGGCAAAUUGCGCUUUGGGCCAGACCUGGAGUGGAUAUCACCGCCCUGUCAAGCUGAUGCAUUAGAAUACGAUUUUAAUGAGGGAAACGCGGAUUUUUGGCGGAAGCACCUAAAACCGAGCGAUUCCAGGCUGGAAGAGAUGUACAGAGCGGUAACUCAAUAUCUACCAGGGGUAUCAUUUGAAGGAUUCAGACCUGACUACGUCGGAAUCCGUCCCAAGUUGGUGUUGUCUGGAUUCCAAGAUUUUACUAUUCGGAAGGACUAUGCUGAUGGAAGCAGGAGAGGACUGAUGGUCAGCUUGAUGGGUAUUGAGAGCCCUGGCCUGACCUCCAGCCUUGCUAUUGCUGAACACGUCGUAAAUGAUGUCAUUGAGCUAGAGCAUUUUCAUAUCUCACAAUAG